AUGCCUCGUCAACGUUCCGCCGGCCGCGCCCCCUCGCGCCCUACCGUCCCGGCCGCGAAGCCCGCCCCCGUCCAGUCUCGCCCGGCCACCACCAUGGCCGCUCCCCAGCAGCACGCCGCUCCUCCCCCGGCCGCCGCUGCCCCUCCCGCCGCCGCCGCUCCCCAGGGCCCCGGCCUGAUGGGCCAGAUGGCCAGCACCGCUGCCGGUGUCGCGAUCGGUUCCUCCAUCGGCCACGCCAUCGGCGGCCUCUUCGGAGGCGGCGGCUCCUCCGAGGCCGCCCCCGCCCCCGCGCAGUCCGUCUCCCCCGUCGCCGCCGCCACCGAGUCCUCGACCACCCAGCAGUGGGGCAACAACUGCGCCGGCGCCGCCCAGCAGUUCACCAAGUGCAUGGACGAGCAAGGCGGCAACAUGCAGAUCUGCAACUGGUACCUCGACCAGCUCAAGGCCUGCCAGGCCGCCGCCAGCCAGUACUAG
This is a messenger RNA of Colletotrichum karsti, 474 nucleotides long. RefSeq names its product chch domain protein. NCBI's taxonomy places the organism in Eukaryota, Fungi, Ascomycota, Sordariomycetes, Glomerellales, Glomerellaceae. Bases 1 to 474 code for a protein of 157 amino acids. Gene Ontology annotation, biological process: mitochondrion organization. The transcript is spliced from 2 exons. The record is from RefSeq and is a predicted model, not a curated record. Gene Ontology annotation, cellular component: nucleus; mitochondrion.